AUGUCGCUCCGUGGACCGUCAGCCGUCACCCCUUCAGCGAAGCCCACGGUCUUCGCCUUCGCCUCUGGCACGUACACCCGCUCGAUGAUGCCCUCCACGAGGUCGUCCGCGAGCGAGUUCCCGAGCCAGCCGAUCGGUUUCACCUCCUGCAGCUACCUCGGCCUCGCUGGCGUCCAGGGUGCGGGGGGCGACCCAGCCCAGGUCGCCCAGGUUGCCGAGCAUCUCGUGGAGCUCCUCGCCGGGCUGAGGUCCGCCGCAACGGCCACCGCCGCGGGGAGCAUGCGCCUCCGCUUCGUGACCGUGCUGGGCGCAAUGCCAAACACCCUGCAUGCGUGGGCUGCACGGGGUAAGGACCCCCGCUGCACGGCUGUGCUGCGGCGCCUGUCGAUGCCGAGGUCUGGGGCCUGGUUCUGCACCUUCAGCUUGAUCUUGCGCGCCGUCAGCUUCGACGCAGCCUCCUCCGCCACGUCCAUGUCGUUUACCGACGAGAGCAGACUUGCCCGAAAGGGUGAGCUUGGCCUGCCUCGCUCCCGCUGCGAAGUCGAUCCCCACUCCUGUGAGCUGCUUGACCACCUCGCGCCUCGAUCUCUCCUGGUCGUGACGGCGUCGACCCACGAGCGCACCAGGACCUCCUGGAACUUGUCGCUUGCCUUCUCCAGCAUCGCGCAGAGAGCCGCCCGCGCAGAUCGACCUGUCGGGCGCGAUAGGCGCGCGCUCAAGUGGCUCAGCAUCUCCGGGUGCAAAGUGCCGGCUGGGAUCCUGAGCCGGAGCCCAGAUCAGGACGGGAGGCUGAGCAGCGUGACCAUCAACUGCCACGGCCACGCCGCCGCAGCCCACGCCUCCGCCGCGGCCGCCGGGCUCGGCGCCGGCGGGGCGCGCCCGGCAGGGACCCCCCCGGCGGACGCCUGGCCCGAGGCAGAGCGCGGCGCGCAGUGGGCCGGCGCGCGGCCGGGGGCAGCGGCAUCGGCGUCGGAGGUGCUGCAGUGGCACACGGCCUUCUUGGACGGGCGCCGAGCCGCGGCCGCGGGGGCGGCGCAGGCGCAGGCACAGGCGCGUCAGGCGGCCGCAGGC
Molecule: messenger RNA, 1071 nt
Organism: Prorocentrum cordatum
Lineage: Eukaryota; Dinophyceae; Prorocentrales; Prorocentraceae
Source: the annotation of a GenBank genome assembly